AUUACCGGAUGAUUAGUACAAUGUCUGUAAAGUCUCUUGUUUAGUCCAAAUAACAAUGAAUUUUAUUGCCAUUGCAGAUAAAUAUCCGUAAUGUUAUGGACAUUUGGUAAUCAAACUAGAGAUUUGCUGAGUGGCCUUGUCGUAAACAUAUAACGAUUCUGUGCGCUUACUAUACACGAAGCAUGUGUUCUUCAAGACAAUAGAAAGUGAGUGACUCGAGGAUACCAAAAUAGAACGAAUUAGUAUUAUGAAAUACAAGCAAUAAGAAAUUGUAAAAAAAAACGUCCGUAAACAAUAAAGUUUUGAUCCGAAUUCAAUCACACGAGGAGCGAACCUUUCCAACAUAUAGCAGCAUGUCGAGGCGAAGUACAAAUGUCAUUUCUGAGAAGAACACAAUCGGAAAUAAAGUCGAGGGUGAUUGUAAUGCUGAAAAUACUGAAGCAAGUAAACCAUCGAUGUCAGUUGUGAAGAUUAAAACAGAACCCAAUUGUGAUAUUGUCGAUCAAACAUGCACAGUUGAAACCACAACCAUAUCCACUGAGUUAGGAUCCUCAAACUCUGUCUACGAGCAACAUAAGUCUAUUGGCACAUCGAGCACCUCUAGUGAUGCAAGAUUGGAUCUUGGAACACAUCUGAAGGAUUCUCUUAGUUCAAUGGUAUCAAAUGAGAAACUGACAUGGUCUAACUUAUUGCAAGGAGGCAGCCUGCCUAAAGUCCACAUUCCUGAAAACACUGUUACUAUUAAAAAAGAGAAUGUGGAUUCAAAUUCGCCCGAUGUGGUGAUCUGUUCCACAGAUGAUGAUACCACCGAGGAGAACCCUUCGGGAAGAAAUGAUGAAAAGGUGCAAGGUGAAAAAAGAAGUGCUACAGUAAAGAAUGGUAGCUAUAAAGAUUUAACCGUGAGUUCAAAUAAGAAUAUUUCCACUUCUGGGGAUGGUAAUGAUGCCAACAAGAAAGUGAUCCCACCUCAAAUUCGCAGAGUGUUGGCAUCAAAAUUUGGUGUCCUGAAACGAUACGAAGAUGGACAACCAGGAGGCAUUGCACCAAAUCUGACCAAAUCUCGAUCUAGAUUUAUUCAAUGCCUGAAACCAAAUGUUGUCAAUAAUUCAGAGGAGGGAAAGAGCCUGAGUUCAAGUGAUGUUGAAGAGACUCACAAAAAACCUGGUGAUGACAAGGAUGAUGAUGUUGAAUCACCACCCAAGUGCAGGUCAGUCUCACCAUUCCAUAAUCUUGCCAACCCCACACUUGCAGGUAAGCUAAGCAACCGACGUCGAUUCAGCUCGUCAGCAUACGAAGGUAGGGGUGUUCCUGCAUUCAUAAAGAAAGAACCACCAUCUGAAGUGGAUUAUAAUUUUGGGCUUCAAAGUGGUAGUUGGCAGAGAAUUUCAUCUUUGAUGCCGCACAGCUCAUAUUCGAGCAAUGUCAAUUCAAGUGCACCUUUGGAUACGGAAAAUAUGAUUGAUCUUAGGAGUAGCGCUCGUAAUUGGAAAAAUCGUCCGACAAAAGCGAAGUUAAAUGAAACAGUAACCAAAGGCAACAACUCGUAUGGUAUGAUAAACCUCAAUACAAGUCCAUACUCAAUGAACUUCGGUACAUCCGGGGACCGCAUUCCAUUUAGCGGUAAACCAAGAUAUGCUCAUAAAUCAAGGGAAAGCAGUUCGAAGCAGAGAAGCUCGUCCAGGUCACCAGUGCACAAUGAGAGAUCAGUGGUUGCUGAGACGCAACAGCCCAUGAUCGAGUUAAGCAGCAACAGCAGGAAGUUCAACAGUUUCGCGCCAGGAAUGACUCGAAGUGAAGAAGGAAGAAAAUCCAUAUCACCUGUUAGACCUGAACGUUGGCAUUAUGACAAAGCGCGGUCUGUUUCUCCUGUCAUGAAUGAUACACGAGGCAACAGAUCGCCCUACAAACCUCGUACAAACGAUGAAUCAGACCGACAAACUGGAGCUUUACGCGAAGCGGCAACAAGAAUUAAUAAAGAAGCUACCGUUCGGUAUCAUAAUAGAUUAUCACCAAAGGGUAAUCACGUGACAAAAUCCCCACCAAUGAUAGAACUGAGGAGUACGACACGAUCAUUGGAUCAAUCGGUGACCAAUAAGAGCACAUCCGAUAAUCGAAUGAUUGAUCUUAACCAUACAAGUCGCAUUCACGAGCGUCGUGGAGCUCCAGUUAUGAAACCCAUAAACGCCAUGAUUGACCUGAAUAGUACUGACAACCCUGCUUCACCCAGUAGCCCUGGUUUUGGUCUGAACCUUCACUCUAACUUUCCCAGUCAGGCGUACCGUUCUUGCAACCGCGGACUUCGGUACCCGGCGUACAAGCCCCAACGCGGCCGCGUGCCGUUGGUCGCAUCGCCCGGGUUCAGUCCCAGGAUACAAUAUGGCGGAACGCACUUUAACUAUCCCCCAAGCCCGCUUUACCAUGUUGCUGACAGACCAACUGACUUCGGGAGUCCAAAAAAACAAACGAAGUUACCCAAUAAACCUUCGAAUCUUUCCAUUGAGCAAGGCGAGGAGUCAAAACACGUACAAAAACGACCUAACUCUACGGAUUUGUCCAACGCAAACAUGCCAGUAAAAAGACAGCGGAUUGAAACGGACCAGAAUUACGAAGGACGUGGUGUUGCACUGAAUGUAGUUGACCUGCUAGAGCUCGAACGUGAAGAGCAAAAGUACAUCCAGGAAUUAUCUAUAGUUCAGUCACGAGUCACGUCAACACAGUUUAAGAUACAAAGAUUGCAGCAAGAGUUGGAGCAAUUACAAACGACCGAAGCAGACCUUAAACGAAGAAUCGAUGUUGUUCGAGCGAAGAGGGUUAGGAUCCUGACUGACGCUCAGGAAAAACACGGAUUUCAAAGGGAAGAGAAAUCUUCGCCAAGUAAAAUCGCCGGCAAGGAAAGCAAGAAUGUUUUAAUGAAACAAGACGAGGAAGAAUUGAAGCCACGCAACGAGUCGAGAUAUGAUGGUGGCAAAAAUAUGACGGGAAGAAAAGAAAGUGACAAAUUUGAUUCAAUGGAUGAUAAAGGUGGAUUUCAUCAUCACCAUAUGGAGACUGAUGACGCUAUGAAGAAAAGUGAUUGUGAUGAUGGUGAUGGGAAAUUACGGGAUACGUGGGGAUCUAAAAGUCACCUCGGUGGGACCGUAAAGGAUAUCGAUAAUUCAAGCAAAGGUUAUCACAAAAUGAAUCAUAAUGAAACUCGUGCUGUAUCCCCGAAUGUAGUAUUACACAAUGCUCCUAUUUUCAGUGAUCCACGAAGUUCCACGGAUUUCCCCAGUGUUCCCCACUGGCAAGAGGAAACGUUCGAAGGCAGCAACGGAUCGUUGAUAACACUAAGAAGCGAUGGAACCGUGAUUCUAGGCAAACGUCAAACCCAUCAUGCUUCCCUUCACAAGAAGCACACCCAUUCUGCUGUAUUAAAAGACAUAAAGGUGACGUCAUUGGAUGUGAGAAGUACUUCCGGUGACGUCACCGAAGGAAAAGUGCCGUACUUUUCGGGAUGCGUAGAAAUCACAAGCACGACCGAAGAGCCGGUUUUGAGAGAAAGCGAACCACCAAAAGAGGUGAUUGCUGAAAAAGAAAGGGCAAGCUUGGCUAGUGCAAUCAGAUGUGAUCAAGACAGUAUCUCCAGUACGGUUCACAAUUUCGAUAGGGACCAAGCUCAAAAUGAAAAUGCUGUUGCACUGGAAGAAAUGGAUUAUGUCGGGCACACGGACGCAGUUGGUUGCAUUGUGCCCUUCAAAGGAAAGCUAUACAGCGCCUCAGUCGAUAACACUGUCCGUGUGUUUGAUCUCAAGACAGGCGAAUGUUUGCGGACUUAUGAAGACCACCGACUAGCCGUGAAUUGUCUUCAGGUACAGUCAUUAAGCAAAAGAGGAAAUUACAUAAACAUACCCUUAUAUUUCCUAUGUUAUGAUUGCUGUCAUUUACCAAUACCGUUAACUCGACAUCCAUUCAGCUCAUUCCUGAAAUAUCUGCAAAGAGAAGUUAAGAUGGUUUGAACAAAACGAUCAUUU
This is a messenger RNA of Xenia sp. Carnegie-2017, 4010 nucleotides long. RefSeq lists its product as uncharacterized. Lineage: Eukaryota; Metazoa; Cnidaria; Anthozoa; Malacalcyonacea; Xeniidae. Bases 354 to 3995 code for a protein of 1213 amino acids. The record is from RefSeq and is a predicted model, not a curated record. The transcript is spliced from 9 exons. Gene Ontology annotation, molecular function: protein binding.